Molecule: messenger RNA, 1642 nt
Organism: Monosiga brevicollis MX1
Lineage: Eukaryota; Choanoflagellata; Craspedida; Salpingoecidae
Exons: 9
Coding region: 1-1311 (436 amino acids)
Source: RefSeq, a predicted model, not a curated record
AUGGCUUUGCCACCGAACUCUAGUAAUGGCACGCCCUUGCCUGUCAGCACUACUUCUUCGUUCGGUCCCUCCAUGGCGUUGGGCGUCUCUCUUGCAAGUUUGGGUCCCAAUUCUGUUGGGGCGGGCCAAGCUGGGUCGAUGGGCAGCGUCAAUGCCACCCCGUACAUGUACCAGCCGAUGAUGCAGAUGCCGACGCCUUUUUUCGCGCCGCAAGCACAGGGGCAAAUGCCGUUCAUACCUGGGUUCAACCCCUUUAUGGCCAUGAUGUCACAUGAGAUGCUGCAGUCGCCAGCCAUGAUGGCGUACAUGGCCAAUUUGAGUUCAACCGCAAUGAUGAACCCGACCAGAAGCAUGGCGAAUGGGCCCAUGGCCACCUCUUUUGAGUCAAUGGGUGGACAGCGUCAGCCCAGCCUGGCGAGCCUUGCCGUUCCCUCAACAAGCCAAGCCUCGCAAGAACAGAGCAUUGAUGCCAACGGCGGGGCUCGUUUAGAAGGAGAUGUGACUGACCGAAAGAUGCGUUUUGAGCGGAAUCGUCUCAAGAGUAUCCAAUAUCGUCAGAUGAAGAAGAAGGAGCUCAGUGACAUGAAACAGAGCACUCGCCAAUUGUUUGAGGACUUGUCCCACACUUACGCUCGGGCUUUAGAGGCCAGCAACGUGACUCCGAAGCACGAAGGGGCUACGGACGCCGACCUUGAUCGCGCGCAGCAGCUGAAAAAGUUGUUGAAUGAUCUCAGCAAGGCGGACCAUGCGUGGCUCAGCGCGCCUUACUCAGCACCCUACACACGGCCAGCCCUGCAGACCUCCAAAGAGUUUUUGCCGGAGAACUUUGACUCACUUCCUCCGCGGCAAAAGCAAGCGGUGUCGCGAGAGCGCAACAGACUGAAUUCUGCUUACUAUCGCAAAGAGAAGAAGAAGGAGCAUGCUGCCUAUGAGGCCAUGCUUGAGCGUCUCAUGUCCCUGCAGCAGCCCCUCGAGGCAUGUCGGAAGCUGAUGGGGCUGGAGCAUGCGCCUGCAGUUCAAACCCCUCGUAGUCCGUCUCAGCGCCUGCUGGCUCAGGAGUCUGAUCGGAACUCGUCCAGGGGUUCGGCCAGUGACUCGCGCACGACAUCGAGGGUGUCCACGGCUUUCGACGCACCCCACCAUGAUUCGCCUGCGCUACCCGUUCACAGCUCGGGUAAACGGGGAUCCAACGCUGCUAGCAAGUCGAAGCACUGUGAGGCCAAGGUCAUGGAUGAGCAGACAGCCGAGGAUACGGCGCAAGACACCCCGUCUCCAUCACCCAAGCGCAGCAAGCGGCCUGCCAAGGCUUAGACAGGGCAUGGCACCAAGCGCGUACGACUGAGCUUGCUCGAUUCCCAUGUCCAAGAUCAAGGAGAAGAUUGUGCUAUGAGCGCUGCUGGGCAGUGCAUUGCGGGCAACCUUUUUGCGUCGGAAUUAGGGACUAUGGCAUGCUGCUCGAGCGUGGUCAUCGGGGCCUGGCGUACUGGCCGGUAACCUUUUCGUAUUCAUUCAGGGACACGUGCGUUCCCGUGCGCGCGAGCGUCGAAGCGGCUUGAGGAUGGCGGAUCGGCGCUUGGAUCGUCGAGGCUCUUCCUCCAACUGGCUCGACUUGUUUGUUUUUAGUUGAAAUAUCCAAACGUUG